Molecule: messenger RNA, 1848 nt
Organism: Procambarus clarkii (red swamp crayfish)
Lineage: Eukaryota; Metazoa; Arthropoda; Malacostraca; Decapoda; Cambaridae
Source: RefSeq, a predicted model, not a curated record
AUGCGGAAAUCCAACUCGGACGCAAGGGGGAUAGGGGGGCUAGAUGUGGAGAGGGUGGGUGAGCGCGCAGGAAUCAAUGGUGUGGCCCGGGUGGGCGGGCAGCAGCAGCAGCAGCAGUGUCGGCCCACAACACGGAGGCAAGACACCAGCGUCUACACCAGGCAUGCGGUAGUGUCGAGGAUGAACCUGCGUUACCGUGUGAGUCGUGGCCAAAGCAGCAGCCCUGUUAGCAGCAGUAGCAGCAACAGCGGUGGUGGUGGCGGCGGCGGAGGAGGCAGCAACAGCUCUAGGAACCACCACCGCCGCACGCCCCUCUCUCCCGCUUCUCCACAUCCUCUGUCUCCAACACUUUUGCUUAAGUCUCCAGUGAGAGCUCCAAGAGCUCAUAGGGCAGUCAAGAGAUCUGGUGAUGUCUUUGAGGAGCAGAAUGAAAACUUGUUGUUGUCACCUGCACAGUACAACAGUGUGGUGAACGUGUCCGUCCCGCAUCACCACACUACUCCUCUUCUACGUGCACGACGUUACGCUAGCAAGUUCUCCAAGUGCAAAUCUAGCCCUCCAACAACUGUUAUUGACUCUCAGAACAAUAUUAUUGCAACAAAAUUGCUCAAACCACGCCCUCUAAGAAUCAGCAAACGCCAGAACGAAUCUCCACCGAACUAUAAGCGUCACACGCCACGGAAGCCCUACAGUCGACGUCAUCGCAUUGCACAUCCAAGUGAAACAUCAAAGAUGUUGAAGGAGGUGCAAGAGAUGAAGACUUCCGCCAUGGAUACCUCUCUCUUUUCUCCUGUAUAUUCAGUGGACUCCACUCCACCACCUCUCUCAACGUCUCUCACGAGCCCUGCUGUUGGGAGAGAUUUUACUAGGGGCCUCAUUGAUGAAGAUUACCCUGUGCAGAAGGGCCAGGAAGAAUUGGAAGAGGUUGAAGAUGAUGAAGACGGCCAAGGAAGAACAUGCCAGGAGGACACUUUGAGUGCCCCAGAUUUAACACAACUUUCUACUCGUAUUCAGUUAGAUAUUCCACACAUCCUAGAUCCUCCUAUGCCGAAUUCUCCACAAGUACUGGAGCCAGAGGAAGCAGAGAUGAUGAUUGCUCAGGUCUCCCAAUGUGCAACCCAGGAGAAUAAGGAAAAUUAUGAGGCUGGAGGGACAUAUGAAAGUUCAUGCGAUGAAGGCUAUGAAGAAUGGGAGGCUUUUGAUCCAUACUUCUUCAUCAAACAUCUUCCACCACUAACACCUGAAAUGAGGGCAAGAAAUCCUGCUCUUCCUUUGAAGACUCGCAGUUCGCCAGAGUUUACCUUGGUUUUAGAUCUGGAUGAGACACUGGUGCACUGUAGUCUUCAGGAGCUGGAAGAUGCAACACUAAGCUUCCCAGUGGUUUUUCAAGAUGUGAAUUAUCAAGUGUUUGUACGUACCCGCCCAUACUUUCGGGAAUUCUUGGAGCAUGUGUCUCACUUGUAUGAGGUUAUCUUGUUCACUGCCAGUAAGAAGGUUUAUGCGGACAAACUCAUGAACCUACUUGACCCUCAGCGCAAGUGGAUCAAGUAUCGAUUAUUCCGUGAGCACUGUGUGUGUGUUCAAGGCAACUAUGUGAAGGAUCUUACAAUACUCGGCAGAGACCUCUCAAAGACGAUAAUUGUAGAUAAUUCUCCCCAAGCUUUUGGUUACCAGAUCAACAAUGGCAUUCCCAUAGAGAGCUGGUUUGUUGAUAAGGAGGAUCGGGAGCUGGAAAAGCUUGUACCAUUCCUAGAGUCGUUGGUGGAUAAGGACGAUGUGCGACCCUUCAUCCGUGAGAAGUACAAAUUGGAGACAUACUUGCCACCAGAUUAGACUCCAGAGAACUCU